UUUCUAUAUUUGUAUUAGGUACAAAAUAAUUAUACAGAGUAUAUCUGUAUAAGCAUCCAAGACAUCACCAUCAAGGGACCCACAUGAGAUAAGCAUGGGACCCACCUGGAGACUUUGAAGCAACACGACAAAGGUCUCCAUCAGCCAACCAAGACUCGACACGUAGCAAGCAAAGUGUCGGCACAAUCAGAAGACGACACGUAGCAAGCCGAGUGUCGGCACAAUCAGAAGAUGACACGUGGCAACCAAUCAAUACGCAAACUUCGCCUAUAAAAGGAACCCAUGAGGAAGAACGAAGGCACGGGCAAUUUUCGCCAAGCUCUUUCUCACUCUAAAAAGCUCUCCCUUCUCUCUAAAAAUCCUGUAAAAUUUUAAGUUCUAUCAGCAAUUCUGUAAUCAAAGAUUGUAUCAUCAAGAUCAAUAAAAGUGUUCCAGGCAGCAAGUCCGAAGAAGGCAGUAAGACCGUUGGCAAGCCAGCAGUUGAGUCGAAUUAAACGGUUAGUAAAAUUUUAUGAGUUUAAAAUCAGAUUAAAAUCGUGGCAUCUUCGAUUAGAAAAUUCUUUAAACCAAGAACCGCGUCAACCUCAGCGUCUUAUUCAACUAUUAAUUCUAGAGAAAUAAUGACUAAAAUAACGACCUUUAAUCAAGAAAUUUCAAAGAAUCAAUUACCGCAUAUUAAUCCUGAGAAUAUAUAUCAAAUAGGAACGUUUGAUUUUAAAACGGCUUAUUCAAUAAAAGAACAUGAACAAACUCUGUCUUUACAAAACGAGUUUGAAGAAAUCAAAUUAUUAUCCUCACUAGCUUUAGAAAAAUAUAAACAAAAGGGAUUCAACUGCAUCCAUUUCGGAUUAAUUCAAGUAGCUAUAAAACCAUUAUCAAGAACAGGAAUUGAUUCACCCAUCCUUAUGUUAUUAAGAGACAAGACUUUAUUAAAAUUCGAAGAUUCACUCCUUGGAGCCGUCCAAUCAAAUUUAUGCAACGGAGCCGUAUAUUUUAAUUGCGCUCCUAAUUUUCAAGUCAGUCUACACGACCCAACUAUACUCAACACUCUGACCUUAAAUGUUCAUCUACCCGAAAUUAAAUUUCAAAACGAAAGACAUGGAUAUUUAUUACUAUACAGAGUAUAUUUUAAACAAUCAAUUUCAGAAUUUAAUCCAAGAUGUUUACUACAAGAUAAUAAAGGUGAAACGACAAUUUUGGCAGUUCAUAGCAAAGACACUCCAACAGCUACAUACACACCUAAACAACUAAACUGGGAUGAGAUAACUAUACCGGAUCAAUGGAAAAUUGAAAUUACGCAACCUCCUAGAAAUAUUGAACAGAAAAAUAUAUCAAAAAUAAUUGAACAAAGAGACGGGAAAAUAUUAUUACAAUUUGGAUCUUACAGAGACCCGCUACCACCUAGAAUAAGUCCAUACCACUCAAGAGCUUCCUUUUCUGAAUAUCGCACUGGUCAAUCCAGUACAAACUCAGAAACAAAAAGCGUAAAUCAAAAUGUUAGACAAGAAGAACCAAUUAAAUUCAAAGCUCCAAUAGCCGAGCCUCAUCAAGAUAUGUAUCCAACUUCACCAACUUUAUCAGACUUCAAAUCAAUAAAUGUUAUAACCAAAACAUACGAAAUAAAUAAACAAUACAUAAAAGAAGACUUUUAUUCAAAACAGAACGAAGAAAAAAGGAAAUGGUAUUUUAAUACAUUUCCUAAAGAAGAAACUAUAUUAUAUCGAGAAAAUUGGUAUAAUUUUAUGAAAUCCAAAGAAACGGACAUUCCAUUUUUCAAAUGGUUUGAAGAUUAUGCAAACACCAAUAAAAUAAAUUAUCCGUUCAAAUCAAUUAAUGUAAAUUCAACAUUAAGCCAGGUUUGGGAACAAACGGAUGGGAACAAAAUUAGAUCUAUCCAUCCACCUUUAAAGGAUAUAAAAAUAAAUACUGCAAAUAGACAAGUUAUUGCAACCCCGUUCAAAACCGGAGCAAAUAAAGAUGAUAAAGAUCCAAUUUAUAUGCAAGAGAUAAAAUCAAUAUAUCAACAGAACAAUUAUCAAAGCCAGAUAUUACACACAAUAUCUAGACAAAUAAAUGAAAUAGAUAUAAAAAUAAAUAAUAACGAGACUAACAAACAAGAACAACAUCCCUUUUCAUCCAUAACUCCACCAAUAUUUAAACCAAUAAACAUGCAAGUAAAAUUACCAGAUAACCCUAUUUUAACAUCAAUUGCAUCCAGACUAGACAAAUUAGACAGAGGCAAAAAUAUAAAUAUUAUAGAUGAGGAAGACAGCGAGUCAACUUCAGCUAUAAUAUCCGAAGACGAACCAAUAAUCAAUCGAAUAAAAAAUAAAUCAACAAAACCAUAUUAUAAGAGGCAUACUCCACCGGAUUUAUUAUUUGAAGAACACCAUAAAUAUUCCGCAAAUAUGUAUUCCGGAGACGGGAUAUAUGAAUGGAAUAUUGAUGGAAGAUCAGAAUACGAAAUAAUGAAUUUAUUACAAGAAAUGGGAAUGGCCGCUAUGGCCUAUAAAGCUAAAGGAAAUGAUGAUAAGCAAUCAUGCGUCUUAUUAAUAGUAGGGUUCAACGGAGCAUUAAGAUACUGGUGGGAUAACUCACUAGACAGGGUUACCCAGGAAUCGAUUAUCAACCAUACUGAAACAAGAACGGUAGAAAAUACUGAAGGAGAAUUGGAACAAGUAGAAACACAAAAUGCAGUAGAAGUAUUAAUUCAUACUAUAACCAUGCACUUUAUAGGAAAUCCGAAAGAAAAACUAGAAAUUAAAAAAAUAAUCUUAACCAAUUUAAGAUGUCCGACAUUAGGAGAUUUUAAAUGGUAUAAAGAUGUAUUUGUAACAAACAUAUUUCAAAGAAAUGAUUGUACUCAAGCCUUUUGGAAAGAAAGAUUUAUAGCAGGAUUACCAACAUAUUUCGCAGAAAGAGUAACAAACAAAUUAAAAGAAUACUCAGGAGGACAGCCAAUCCCCUGGAAUUCAAUAACUUAUGGUCAAUUGUUCGCAUUUAUCAAAAAAGAAGGAUUAGCAAUAUGCCAAGACCAUAAAGAUAAAAAGAGAAAUGAAAAAUUUCAAUUUAAAACAAAUAUGGGAUCAUUUUGUGAACAAUAUGGAUAUAAUCAACUCAAUCCCCCAUCAAGAAAUAAAAGACUUAAAUAUAAAAAUAAUCAAGGAAAAUUUAGGAGACAUUAUCAAAAAUAUAACAAUCAAAAUAAAAAAUUUAAUAAAAAAUCUAAUGAUCAAUAUUAUUCAAAAAAUAGAAAAUCUUAUAAACCAAAUGAUAAACAAAAAAUUGUAUGCUGCAAUUGUAAAAGGCCAGGACAUAAGUCCUCAGAAUGCAAAAUGAAAAGAAAAAUCAAUGAAAUAUUCCAGGACCAACCUGAUAUUCAACAAAAAUUAAUGAAAUUACUAAUAUCAGAAUCAGAAUCAUCCAACGAAUCAAGUAACGAAACCUCAGAAAAUGAGAUAGACAAUAUAAGCAAUUCUUCAGAAGAACCGCCAGAGUUAUCUGACAACCUAUGCAACUGCAAAUUAAUUAAUGUCAUUACAAAGGAUAACGAUAAACAAUUCUUAUUGGAAAUAAUCGAUAAAAUAGACAACCCUGAUAUUAAAAGAGAUUAUUUAAUAAGACUAAAAGAAAUAAUUAGUAGAGAAAGCGAAUUAUUAACCCCAGAUACCUUUAGUUUAAACAAAAUAUUCGAAAAAUAUCCAACCCAAAGUUUGUUCCGACAAGUAACAACAGGAGAAUUACAAACCGAGGUUAAACAAAUAAAAAGUCAAAUAAAGGAAUUACAAAUAACAGUCAACCGACAAGAACUGAGCCAAUUCCAUAUGGAUGCAAGACUAGCAAUAAUAGAAAAUAAUUACAAUAAACCAAACGGCACUAAUAGAACUGACCCAUCCACAAGUAAUCAAAAUACGUCUUUAGACAAACUAAAGGGAAUAGUAAUAAGCGAACCAAAUGAAGAUGAAACAGAAUAUAUACAAAUGAUUAACAAAAUAAAUUACCAAAAAUGGUAUACAAAAAUAACUUUACAUAUCGAUAACAACUUCAAAAUAAAUGUAAUAGCCUUAAUGGACACAGGAGCAGAUUAUAAUUGCAUCCGAGAAGGAAUUAUACCAACUAAAUAUUAUGAAAAAACAACUGAACGUUUAAGUGGAGCUAACGGCACCAACUUAAAAGUUCAAUAUAAAUUACCAAGCGCUAAAAUAUGUAAUCAAGGUUAUUGUUUUAAAAAUCAAUUUAUAAUGGUUAAAAACUUAUCACAAGAAUUAAUUCUUGGAACUCCAUUUUUUACGCAAAUAUAUCCAUUUAAAGUAAAUGAGAUAGGAGUAACAACGAAAAUAAUGGGAACCAAAUUAACGUUCGAAUUUUUAUCACCUAUGAAAACAAAAGAAAUAUUGAACCUACAACAAAAUACAAUAGGAAAAACGAUCAAUUUGAUCAAGAACAAACAAAAUCAUAUUCAAUACUUACAAGAAGAAAUAACAUACAAAAAAAUAGAGGAACAACUCAAAACGCCAUACACAAUAAGUAAAAUAAAAGAAAUAGAAAACAACUUGAUAAAACAAGUAUGCUCUGAGCUACCAAAUGCCUUUUGGCAAAGAAAACAACACAUGGUAGAACUACCGUAUAUAAAAGAAUUUAACGAAAGAAAUAUACCAACAAAAGCAAGACCUAUCCAGAUGAAUAAAGAUUUAUUAGAAACCUGUAAAAAGGAAAUAAAAGAAUUAUUAGAUAAAAAAUUGAUAAGGCCUUCCAAAUCCCCUUGGAGUUGCGCAGCCUUUUACGUAAACAACCAAGCAGAGAUAGAACGUGGAGUACCACGAUUAGUAAUCAAUUAUAAACCGCUAAACGAUGUACUACAAUGGAUAAGAUAUCCAAUACCCAAUAAAAGAGAUUUAUUAAAAAGAUUAUAUAAUGCAAAAAUCUAUUCAAAAUUCGAUAUGAAAAGUGGAUUCUGGCAAAUCCAAAUUUCAGAAAAGGAUAAAUAUAAAACAGCAUUCACUGUACCCUUUGGACAUUACGAAUGGAACGUAAUGCCAUUCGGUCUUAAAAAUACACCAAGUGAAUUCCAAAACAUAAUGAAUAACAUAUUCAAUGAUUAUUCUAAAUUCACAAUCGUAUAUAUAGAUGAUGUUCUAGUAUAUUCAACAUCAAUAGAUCAACACAUAAGCCACAUUAACACAUUCCUUAAUAUAAUCAAGAAACAUGGAUUAGUUGUGUCUGCCAAGAAAAUGUCAUUAUUCCAAACAAAAAUACGAUUUCUAGGACAUACUAUAUACCAAGGAACUAUAACACCAAUAGCAAGAUCAAUUGAAUUUGCAAAUAAAUUCCCUGACGAAUUAAGAGAUAAAACUCAAUUACAAAGAUUUUUAGGAUGUCUAAACUACGUUUCAGACUUCCUACCAGAUUUAAGAAAAUCUAUUCAACCUUUAUUCCAAAGACUUCCAAAGAAUCCAAAACCUUGGACUAAUCAACACACUUUACUCGUCAAAAAAGUAAAAGAAAAAGUCAAAACUCUUCCUUGUUUGACACUCCCACAUCCUGAGGCGAAUAUGAUCGUCGAAACUGACGCAUCAGAAAUAGGAUAUGGAGGAAUACUCAAGCAAAAAUUACCAACAGCAAAAACAGAAUCAAUAAUCCGAUUCCAUUCAGGAAUCUGGUUAGGACCUCAAAAACAUUAUUCAACUGUUAAAAAGGAAGUUCUAGCAAUAGUAAACUGUAUAUCCAAAUUUCAAGACGAUUUAAUUAAUAAAAAAUUCUUACUAAGAGUUGAUUGCAAAUCGGCAAAAGAAAUAUUACAAAAAGAUGUAAAGAAUCUUGUAUCUAAACAAAUCUUUGCAAGAUGGCAGGCUAUAUUAUCUGCAUUUGACUUUGAUAUACAAUAUAUCAAAGGUGAAAACAACUCUUUACCCGAUUUCUUAACAAGAGAAUACUUGCAGGGAAAAACUAAUCAAGAUGGCUGAGCAAAAAAGUAAAAAACCAAUGACAGCAUCGGAUUAUGCCAAGAAUCAACCACAUUUGCAAGGGCGAAUUCUUACACCAAAUCCAUAUUCAGCAUUAGCGGAAUAUCCACCGCUAUCUUAUGCAAAAGCAGCCGCGGAAGGAUCUACCUCAAAAGAGACUGUCCCAACAUCCAAAGAGCCCGAAACCCCUACCAAAUCAACCUACUAUGUCAAACCCCAAAAACAGCACCUAAUGACUACCCAAUUCACCAAACCCAUAACCUUACCCCAACUAAAAGCCUUUGUAAACAGAGCCUUUUACCCAGACUGUCCCUAUCCAACCGAUAACGUAACCAAAAACCACACCUUCUAUGAGUUUAUCCUAGUAGACUCUAGAUCUAUCGAAGUAACCCAUUACCCAGACCAAAAAGACAAAAACACUAUUGCCUACUCAACAUGUAAAAUCCUCAACAUUCACCAAUCCAAAGACCUUGGAUUUAUUCACCAUCACACAACAAAACCCUUUGUUACCCCAGGUUUUCAUAUUCAAGGAUAUACCUAUACCGACUAUCAAAAUGCCUUUUUCAGGGCAUUCUUCCUCAGACCCUACGACCACUCCUGGUUCUUCAGCUUUGACCACAAUUGUUCAAAAGCAAUACCUGGAUGGUUUGCAGAAUGGUGGUACUGGUUCGGACCAUCGGACGCGAUUUACCCAGCCAAUCUACUCAAGACCUCUUUCGAGUUUUACAAGAAGCAUAUUCCAGAUCAACCUAUCGGACCCUUAAACAAGAUUUACUUCCACAUCGAUAUGGGCAUUCCCUGGAUCUGCUCAUGGCACUUCCAACUAGCCCUACAUCUUCAAGAUAUGCCCUAUUCUCUUGUCCGAGAAUUUAGGGUAAAAUGGUGGGAAAAAUAUAAUCAAGACCGAUGUAGCUAUUCAAACAUCCAGAAACACUUUGACACUAUCAAGCAAGCGAAACAGAUUGUCCAAUCAGUUUCAAAAACAGUUCCACUACUUUUACCAAGUCAACUACAGCAACCUUCUCAAAAGAAAUCAAGUCCUACUACUUCAACUACAUCUUCCUCAAGCCAAAAAAGAUCUAAGCAUUCAAAGAAGGAAAAACUCGCACAACUCAUCGACCAAUUAAUGAACUGAAGCUCCGACGAAGAAGACGUUAACAACG
Molecule: messenger RNA, 7126 nt
Organism: Brassica napus (rape)
Lineage: Eukaryota; Viridiplantae; Streptophyta; Magnoliopsida; Brassicales; Brassicaceae
Exons: 2
Coding region: 5956-7098 (380 amino acids)
Source: RefSeq, a predicted model, not a curated record